AUGCGUACAUGGAAUUUGCGAAAGACCCUUAAACAAGACAUAUCUUUUAAAAACUGUUUGAAGAUGUGCAAGAAGGAAGCAGGUGAUGCGGUGCCGAGGGAGUAUCCUGUUUGUCUAUACCAGUUCGAACACUUGCUAUCAAACACCAUGAACUGCACACACAACAUCGUCGGGACCGGGUGUACCAGCAACGAGAGUAAUGUGUUGACGCGCCGAAAUUUCACCUUGUUUGAGGAGAUUUUCCAGAAAGACUUCGAGGAGAUCACCAGCAAA
Cooperia oncophora is the source of this 273-nucleotide messenger RNA. The record is from the annotation of a GenBank genome assembly. NCBI's taxonomy places the organism in Eukaryota, Metazoa, Nematoda, Chromadorea, Rhabditida, Trichostrongylidae.